UGCAGCACUGCAGCCACAGGCCAGAUCAAGGGGACCCAUAGUGCCAGACACCAGGGCUGGGGGGCCAGAAGCUCGGCCCCCAGUAGGCCUCAGAGGCUGGGGAUGGUGAAAUCUCACUGGCAAGGCUGCGGUGGGCGCAGCAGGAACCUGUGAUGAGAUGCUCAGCAGUUAGGGCAGCUGUGUUGAGGCUGGGAGCCCACAGGAAGUGACUUGGUGCAGGGCUGAUGCGCCUUUGCCCAGGCACCCAUCCCAGGACGGGAGCUGCAGGCUGGUGAGGCUGGGGGCAUGUCUGCAGAGUGCCGGGAGCCCGGGCCAGGGGGACCUCAGGGCAGGUGCCCAGGGCCAGGUGGACCCUCUGGGGCCUGGGGCUCAGGUCAGUGCCCCACUCAGACUGCCCCUGCGCCCUGGAGCCUGCCCCGCUGGAGAGCUUACAUGGCCGCCGCAGUGCUCUGCUACAUCAACCUUCUGAACUACAUGAACUGGUUCAUCAUUGCAGGAGUGCUGCUGGACGUUCAGAAGUUUUUUCAGAUCAGUGACAGCAAUGCUGGUUUGCUUCAGACGGUCUUCGUUGGCUGCCUGCUGCUGUCUGCACCUGUGUUUGGCUACCUGGGCGACCGACACAGCCGCAAAGCCACAAUGAGCUUUGGGAUCCUGCUGUGGUCAGGAGCAGGCCUUUCCAGCUCCUUCAUCUCUCCCCAGUAUUCCUGGCUCUUCUUCCUGUCCCGGGGAGUCGUGGGCACUGGCACGGCCAGCUACUCCACCAUUGCGCCCACUGUCUUGGGUGACCUCUUCGUGAGGGACCAGCGGACCCGGGUGCUGGCCAUCUUCUACAUCUUUAUACCUGUUGGAAGUGGUCUGGGCUAUGUGCUGGGAUCGGCUGUGACAGCGCUGACUGGGAACUGGCACUGGGCCCUCCGAAUCAUGCCCUGCCUGGAAGCUGUGGCCUUGAUCCUGCUUAUCACGCUGGUUCCAGACCCACCCCGGGGGGCUGCUGAGAAGCAGGGGAAUGUGGCCAUGGGGGGCCUGAGGAGGAGCAGCUGGUGCGAGGAUGUCAGAUACCUGGGAAAAAACUGGAGUUUUGUGUGGUCAACCCUUGGAGUGACAGCCAUGGCCUUUGUGACAGGAGCUCUGGGCUUCUGGGCCCCCAAGUUUCUGUUUGAGGCCCGUGUGGUACAUGGGCUGCAGCUUCCCUGCUUCCAGGAGCCCUGCAAUAGCCAGGACAGCCUGAUUUUUGGGGCACUGACCGUUGUGACUGGCAUCAUUGGGGUCAUCCUGGGAGCAGAGGCUUCGAGGAGGUACAAGAAAGUCAACCCCCGGGCCGAGCCCCUCAUCUGUGCCUCCAGCCUGCUUGUUGCAGCCCCCUGCCUCUACUUGGCUCUCACCCUGGCCCCAACCACCUUCCUGGCCUCCUAUGUGUUCCUGGCCCUCGGUGAGCUGCUUCUGUCCUGCAACUGGGCAGUGGUUGCUGACAUCCUGCUGGGGAGCUCCCUGGUGCUCCUGUGUUUUGCAGUCCGUGGUGGUGCCCAGGUGCCGGGGUACAGCAGAGGCGCUUCAGAUCACUGUGGGUCACAUCCUGGGAGAUGCUGGCAGCCCCUAUCUCACUGGACUUGUAAGGCUGGCCUCUCUCCUCUGCAGAUCUCCAGUGCCUUGCGGACAGGGCAUCCUGACUCCUACUUGCAGUGCUUCCUCAGCCUCCAACAGAGUUUCCUGUGCUGCGCCUUCGUCAUCGCCCUGGGUGGCAGCUUCUUCCUGCUGACUGCACUGUACCUGGAGAGAGACCAGGCCCAGGCCCAGGCCCUGGCCCGGCAGCCUGGCACAGGUGCCCCCACCCCUCACACCCAUGCCAGGCUCAGGGCUGAACCCCAUAGGAGCAAGGAGCAUCAGCCACCCCCUGAGCCCCUAGCCAGUGGAUUUGUUCAUUCAUUCAUUCAAAAAUAGUUAUUGCUCACAUACUAUGUGCCAGAUAAGGUUGCAGAGGCUGGGGAGUGAACUCCAAGUUCAAGUCUUCAUGGAACUGAUGCCUAAGAAGCUAGAGACAGACAGGAAACAGAAAAGCAAAAGACAGUGUGUUCAAGGUGAUCAGUGCUACAGAGAGGCAUAAAGCAGAAAAGUGGGAAGGGAGAAACAGGUUGGAGCAGCUGGCAAUUUUUGAAAAGGUGGUCAAAGAGGUCCUAACUGCACAGAUGACAUUCAAGCAAAGAUUUGGAGGAGAAAAGCUGGGCCAACUUAUCUAGGGGAAGGUGCUCCCAGCAGUGGGAACAGCUAGUGCAAAGGCCCUGAGGUCAGAAGGUACCUGAUGUGCUUGAGGAUUGGUGAGGAGGCCAGUGUGGCUGCAGCAGGAGCAAGGAGAACAGUGGUAGGAAUGAGAGUGGCAGUAAUGGGGCCAGAGCAUGGGAGACUUGGGGAGCCUCUGCAGGACUGUGUAACUGAGUGAGAUAGGAGCCACUGCAGGGUUUCCAGUGGAUGAGCCUCAAGGCAUCUGAUUCACACUGUAGAAGUACCACUCUGGUUGCUGCAUCGCUUCCCUCCCAGCUAGAAUAGGGGGUCAGCAUUAAAGCAGAGAGGCCACAGGAGGCUCUGUGGUCACCGGGGGAGACCAGUGGGGCUGGGACCAUGUUGGUGGCAUUGAAGAUGGGGAGAAGCAAGGGGAUCAGAAAUUUAUUUUGAAAAUGAAAGCUAGAGGAUUUCUAGACAGAUGGUGCCCAACCCUGGUCUCAAAGUAUCUUCUGCCUCCUUUGGGGCUGGCUGACCUCU
Messenger RNA from Manis javanica (Malayan pangolin), 2754 nucleotides. The record is from RefSeq and is a predicted model, not a curated record. Lineage: Eukaryota; Metazoa; Chordata; Mammalia; Pholidota; Manidae.